GAGAUAGGGAGGUUGAUCUUGCCAAAGCAAUUGAACAAAUAUAUUACUUACAGAACAAGCAAACAAUAUUGCCAAUUUCACUUUCUGAAAAUCUUGUGUCGUACGCAGUUGCCCGGAGCAAGCUUGUAUGUAAUACAAACUCUUCAUCGUCGCCAGCAGGAUGUCAUUCAUAUGUGACAAACUGGCUUAAGACUCAGGCUGGAACACCACUGUCUUCCCCUGUUGGGGAUGUGCUUUGCGCAUUUGAUAAUGAUCAGGUGAUUGGGAAAACUUAUCAUGUACGACUGGACAAUAAAGUGAAGUCGAGUGUGAUCACAAGUGUUUGCUACGCACAAGUUCAGCCAGACAGCAAUCUACAAUUUUCUGCAGAUUUGAAGCCCGGAAAAUGGCUUAAAGAAGAGGCAAUCAGGAAGACUGUUGAAGAAGUCAUAGUGGAUGAGAACAGUGCCUUCAACAAAGCUGUUAACAACACACACUACAAAGAAGUGUUCAAGACACUGGACGAAAGACUGAAUCUUGUCCGGGACCAGCAGAUUUAUAAGAAUGGCAAGUGGCUUGACCAUGUUGAUGAUGAAAUAAGUCAAGAGUCGGAGAGAAGAGAAUAGAAGUCCUGUUGGUCUUGUGGCACAUUGAAUAUAAAGACAAAACGGAUUUGUGUUUCCUGCUCUGCCAACUUAAAUGCCCCAUCUGCCAUGCCUCCACAAAAUGAUCCUGGCCCAUCCCACCCAUGUUUCAAACCGAAAACCCACAAGCCUGCCUACACCAAACUUGAGUUCUCCUACCUUGACAUUCCUGCAGAUAAUACUUCAACAAGUUCUGGUGUCAAGAUCACUGCUGGAGAGCCAAUCUUCGUCAACCCCAACUCUCAUAGCAGUGUUAUUAAAGUCUUACGUGAAAUAGGCCACCAAACCAACAUCACAAAGUAUGUCAAGGGGGGAUGCCGUGAGUGGGUGGCUAUCACAUGCGAUGGUUUGCCAUUUAGUAUAGCACAGAGGGUAUUGAAGGAGACAUACACAUGCCCUACUUGCCACACAGCCAUCUUCACAAGAAAGAACUACAUAUCCCACGUGAAGGAUCAUGAGGAAUACGCCGACAUGAGCGAGGAUGAUUUACCUUUCGACUUUGAGUUUGAUUGGACGAUCCUUCGAAUUGGCCAUGGUCAUUUCGAAAUGAAUAUGGUUAGAUCCUUCUUCAAGCUCAACUGGGAUGUGUGCAUUAAAGAGUUGGCCAAGUGCAUGGAUUUUUGCUCUGAAAAUGCACAGAAAUAUGCAAAGUCGGGAGGAGAUCACCACAAGGCGUGGGAACUUCUUCAAAUCCUCUACCUAGGAUGUAUUGAUGAAUUGAUCCUUCCCUGCGUUAGGGAGUGCCUUCAGAAAGACCUGGUCUCCACUCCUGAUGGUUUUCUGCGAUGGACCCGUGACAUCAAGAAUCAUCGCUACCAAUACCUCCAGGAGCAGAUGCUAACCUAUGCAUCAGCAAUCAUCCAUCUCCGACGUGGAAUUCGACAGAAUGACAUGGCCCUUGUGUUAGCUGGGAGAGUGAAGUAUGCCCCAAUUUUCCACAGCAGAAAUCACCCAAAAUACCAACAGAUUGAGCUAACUGAAUUGUCUAAUUUCCUGACUGCACCCACCGCACUUCAAGACUUCCUCAAGACUUAUCAGGCCAUCUCAACCUCGGUAGAUCCAGAGCGAUGUGAAGAUAUGGACUUCGUACUCGAGGCUAUCAACAAGAAGAGCAAGUCCUGGGCACCCAGAGGAGUACCCACUCACCAGGAAUGGCAAAAGAUUUUUAGAAAUCUGCAGAAAUUUGAUGAGCUGCGUUCAGCAGUCUUCAGUCGAAUGCGUAGAGAUGACCCAGAUGCUGAGAAAAGGUACAAAAGUUCACACAUUGCCCGUGAUGAGGAAGUAACAGCUUGGAGGACCUGUCUCAGAGGGAGUAAUUUUCUUGAUAAUCCAUUCACUUCUGAUGCUCCUUUCACUUCAGUUAGUGCUGAGAAGCUGGAUCCUGAACUUGUACAUCUCACCAAUCAAGCUGUGAAGAGAAGGAGAUACUUUGCAAGAAAAAUGUUUGGAGUUGCUCAAGAAGACGACAGUGCAGAACCCAGUCAAGUGUUUGUCACAGAGGCAGAACGAGCUCAGCACAAUGAUAUUAGAAAUCAAAGGAAGGAGACGAUUGCGACUCGUGUUCUCACAGCGAUCAAUGCACUGGAUGAUGCUGGCAUCAAAACCCUUCUGCUUGCCGAAUGGGAAAUGUCUGUCAAAAAUAAGAAGAGGGAUGAUUAUAUCUCUUUCUUCUUUUGAGUUGAAGAAGAGGUUGCACAUCCUGGUCAGUAUGCAAAUGAGGGGACCGAUGAGGUUAUCCAUUCGCUAUUUAUUUUGUAUUUUAUUAUACAAAAUAUUAAAUAUCUUAAUUUUUCUAUACUACAAAUUCUAAAAAGGUUUGGUUCCUCAUUGAACAUGUGGGGAAUCAAUUUUUAGCAACAUACUGUGAUUCAAUAAAGAGCUCUCUGAUUGACAAAACUGCCAAAUUUGAAAUAUUCUAUAGAUCUAUUUCAUAUAAUAAAAUAUAAAAGAAAUUGUGAGUUGGUGACGUCAUUGGACCAUAUCGACCAGGAUGUUUAUAUAACUGUUUUGUGAAAAUAAGCGAAACUGUAAAAUGUCAUAACUUUCUUAUUUUAAAUACGAUUUUGAUGAAAGUGUUGUGUUUGAUUUUUCUCUUUUCAUUCAAAUCAACUUUUUGUUGGGGUGGACUUGCCCUUUAAAUGAGGUGGGACAUGCAAUUGUAUAUCUUAUAAUUUUGGUAAUGUUGUUUUUUAAAUUUAUGAUGUAACAAGAUUUAUGAUAUAGGGUAAUUCUCAUGGACCCAACGACCUCAUUAUAAUAAGAUACUUUAAUAUGCUGCAGGAAUCUAUAUCUGACCUCAUUUUCAUACAUGUACAUGUACAUGUAUGUGCAGCAACUGAAUAAAUUUUAUGAUCAAGCAAGAAAUGUUAUUUCUAUUACACAUGUAUUUAUUUUUUUAUUAUGAAAAGGUUCGCUCUACAAUGUACUUGUACAUGCAUAUGUUGAUACUGGUUUUAAACACACACUCAUCUUUUUAGUUGUACGAAAUUGUUUGAUAUUCAUCAUGAAUGAAAAUUUCGAAAAGUAUACAAAGCCUGGUUUACAAUCCUUGCAUUCUGUAUGAUUCAUAGGUUUGUGCAAGAUGUUCUACAUAAUAUAGGGUAUUUAUAUUGCGCACAUAUCCACCUUGUAAGGUGCUCAAGGCGCUCCUAUAUUACCCGGCUAAGCUAGGCGUUCAUAGCGCACACAGCUUUUUAAGGAAUUACUUCCUACCGGUACCCAUUUACCUCACCUGGGUUGAGUGCAGCACACUGUGGAUCAGUUUCUUGCUGAAGGAAAUUACGCCAUGGCUGGGAUUCGAACCCACGACCCUCUGUUUCAAAGUCCGAAGACUAAUCCACUGGGCCACAACGCUCCACGUUCUACAUGUUCUAUCUACCCAUGAAGCACCCCUGUGAAUAUUGUGCAGGGUGCAAAUAUUUUUCACCAAGCUCUGUGUUUGAUUUUUUUUUUUUACAUGUACAUUAUUCUAAAAUAAAAUGUCCAAUGAUUUGUAGAGCAUUUCAUCAAGAAUACCGUACGAAACCAGUGUUUUGCAUCUUUCGUAAAAUUGUAGACUGGUAUGUUUGUCCAUUUAUCAGUAUUUUGAUAG
Messenger RNA from Lytechinus pictus (painted urchin), 3714 nucleotides. RefSeq lists its product as uncharacterized. The transcript has 3 exons. The record is from RefSeq and is a predicted model, not a curated record. The coding region runs from base 693 to 2300 and encodes 535 amino acids. Lineage: Eukaryota; Metazoa; Echinodermata; Echinoidea; Temnopleuroida; Toxopneustidae.